Penicillium hordei is the source of this 1032-nucleotide messenger RNA. RefSeq lists its product as uncharacterized. The transcript has 3 exons. NCBI's taxonomy places the organism in Eukaryota, Fungi, Ascomycota, Eurotiomycetes, Eurotiales, Aspergillaceae. Bases 1 to 1032 code for a protein of 343 amino acids. The record is from RefSeq and is a predicted model, not a curated record.
AUGUGUCCUCAAGACCAACCUGAGCCUGAACAGGCGACUAAGAGUACUGAAACCUCCCCAGAUUCAUCCUCGAAAUGGGGGCAAGUUACCGUUGACCAGCAAAUCAAGAUCGCAGAACAAAAUGUAGGGUUCUUUCAGAGGGGGCGGAUACUCGCAGAGGAGCAGGCCCGUCAACGAGGCGAACUACUCGAAAAUGCUACUAAGGAAGCAAAAGUAGCCAGAAAAGAGAGCCGAAUUCUCAUGACCAAAAUAGCAAGCCUACAAGCUGGGAUUGAGACUUUCUCCGACGAAGAGGCUAAACGAGAGAUGUGCCUACUCUAUCAUGAUCUUGCACACUGGAGGUUUACUCAUUUCGCGGCAAAGCCAACACGAAUGAACGAUCCCACCCAUCCUACGCCAAGAUCAGAUAUGCUUGAUAUCUCGACAUUGGAUAUUAUUCAGGCGGACAUUGCCGCGUUAAUUUAUCGGUCGUUUUGGAAUGGAUUUAUGGUUGGAUCUGAUCACCAUUGGAGUAAUUAUCUCCGCAAGAUCGACUCCGAAAUAGAUAAAAAAUUUUCUAAUCACAUCUCCCGGCAUUGGAGAUGUGCGAUGAGCUCUGCCAUCUUAUCAUUGGAAACCCCUAGUUUACAAGAACAGUGUAGCUGGAUCAUCGAGAAGGUAGAAGCCUGCUUCGGUCGCUACGCUGUCACCGACAGACUAAAACGCAUGCAAAAGCUACAUAACAUCAUUGCACGCUGCAUCAAGUUCAAACAUAAAUUGGAUUGUCAGGAAGACAGAUACAUCUUUUGGGGCAGUUACCAAUACGGAUUACCGUUCCGGGAUGAGGAAAUGCGUACGCUCACAGAGGAAGAUACCUCGGAUGGAUUCGUCCAGGCUAGCUUGUGGCCUGGUCUAUAUAAGGUUAUCCAAAAGAACGAAUGGUCUAUCGUUGAAAAGGAGAUUGUGAAAAAGAUUCCCCCAGUGACCUCUUCGGUUGAAAUGAGCGAUGAAAUGGAAUCCCACGAAGGUGACCAAGACUUGAAUGAGAUUUGA